Molecule: messenger RNA, 729 nt
Organism: Trichosporon asahii var. asahii CBS 2479
Lineage: Eukaryota; Fungi; Basidiomycota; Tremellomycetes; Trichosporonales; Trichosporonaceae
Exons: 3
Coding region: 1-729 (242 amino acids)
Biological process (GO): biosynthetic process
Cellular component (GO): cytoplasm
Molecular function (GO): isomerase activity
Source: RefSeq, a predicted model, not a curated record
AUGCCCAGCGACCAGCAGCCCCUUCCUUUCCAGCUCAUCAACGCUUUCGCGGCCACGCCCCGCGCGGGCAACCAGGCCGCCGUCGUCGUCGUUCCCAAGGACGACCCGCGCGCGACUGAUGCCAAGUUCAUGCAGGCCGUCGCCAAGGACUUCAACCUGAGCGAGACCGCCUUCCUCGUGCCCCACGGCUCCUCGGAGGGAGUGCCGAAGUACGGUCUGCGUUGGUUCACUCCUGCUGCUGAAGUGCCUCUGUGCGGGCACGCAACCCUUGCGGCAGCGACGACGCUGUUCAACUCCUACGAGCCGACCGCGACGAAGCUCGAGUUCGAGACCAAGUUCGUCGGUCCCCUCUAUGCGACGCUGGAGAGCGAGCGCGGACAGGGUGUGCAGAUCGGCCUCGACCUGCCCAUCGGCAAGGCCGAGGUGGGAGAGCUGACCGAGGGAUACGCGACCCUCGCUGCCAACGCGGCGGGCCUGAGGCCGGAACAGGUCCUGCGCCACGCCGAGUUUGACUUUGGCGGGCCCUCGGUCAUUGUCCAGCUCGACCCGACCGUGGACCUCGCCACGCUCAAGCCCGACAUUGACAUUCUCGUCCCCGACGUCACGCAGUACACUCAGGUCCUAUCCGCGAAGGACGGGCGCGUGCAGGUCACGAACCGUGUCUUCGCGCCGAACCUCGGCAUCGACGAGGACCCCGUCGUAAGUUGUCCAGCUGUCGCCUGCAACUGA